GAAAAAAUAUAAGCAAUAAUUCCCUUGAAAAUGAUAAUUUUCAAAAUUCGUCCAGUUAAAGACCUUAUCAUGAUGAACAACCCCCCUUCCCCAGUUUCGCUUUCACCCAAACCUACAAAUUGAUUUUACAGACAUCCUUAUCUCUCUCUCUCUCUCUCUCUCUCUCUCUCUCAUGUAUAUAUACAUGUUUACAUUAGAGUAUAUAGAAUUUCUUUCUUUCUCUCAAUCAUCCAGAUCAUUUGUGGUGAUGAUUUCAACCGCAGCUUGACGUUCGGAUUGAAAAAUGAGUCGAAUUUCAACCAUAAUAAUCUCUAGAAGAUUCCUGCAAACAUCGGACUUAGACGCUUUCAAUGGCAUUCCACGAAAUCCUCUCUCCCCACUCGCCGCCGGCAAUAACACCGUCGCCGCCAGAAGACCGCCAGCGGAACCGACUCCCGCCUUCGACUCCUCCAUGGCCCUAACAAUCCUGGUCCUCCUCACCGCCCUUUUCUUCCUUGGCUUCUUCUCCGUCUACAUCCGCCGCUUCGCCGCCGCCGCUCCCCCUCCCCCUCCCGCGGCCAGCCGCAAGGGCGGCGGCGGGCUCGACAGCUCCGCCGUGGAUUCUCUGCCCCUCGUGGCCUACGGUGGGGCCGCGAAGCACCGGAUGAUUGACGAGUGCCCGAUUUGCUUGAGCGAGUUCAGUGAGAGGGAGACCGUGAAGUUGAUUCCUUACUGCGGUCACGUGUUCCAUCCGAGCUGUAUUGACACGUGGCUGGCGUCGCACGUGACCUGCCCCCUGUGCCGGUCGGCCGAGCUGUUCCAGAUUUGUUUGGAUGUGGCGCCCGACAUUAAUGAUUCCCGUGCUCCCGAGAGAUCGACGCUUGCUGGAGUCAGAAGAGCUUCUAGUUCUUCUAAUCUGCCCGCAAUCAUGCACUUCUACACAGAAGCACAAGUUUUUGAUCUGAUUCUUCUUGUGUUUGUCUCUUUUUUGUGUGUGGAAAAAGCUGAUUUGCUCUUCUUCCAUAUUUUUUUACACAAAAAAUUCUACUCCAUUUACUAGUAAUAAUAAACAAUAAAUUAAAAAUAUAA
Molecule: messenger RNA, 1068 nt
Organism: Salvia miltiorrhiza (redroot sage)
Lineage: Eukaryota; Viridiplantae; Streptophyta; Magnoliopsida; Lamiales; Lamiaceae
Product: RING-H2 finger protein ATL57
Exons: 1
Coding region: 284-1039 (251 amino acids)
Source: RefSeq, a predicted model, not a curated record